Molecule: messenger RNA, 321 nt
Organism: Heterobilharzia americana
Lineage: Eukaryota; Metazoa; Platyhelminthes; Trematoda; Strigeidida; Schistosomatidae
Source: the annotation of a GenBank genome assembly
AUGGUUAAGAGCUUAUCUACUUAUUACCAUUUGUCUGAAUUCUCAUCUAUUUUAGAUUCUACUACAACAAUAACAACUUCAACUACCCCUUCAACAAGUACAACCACUACAUUGACAAGCGAAAGUGUGAACGAAGAUGUGAGUUUUGUUACUACUUCAACAAGUACAGGUGACCAAAUGACAAACACUUUUACUAAAAUUACAACAUUCAAAUGGAUACUUUUAAUCACAACUGGAAUGACUAACCUAAUAAUCAUCAAAUUCUCUGGUUUACUAGUAUUGCGCAAUGUGACAACCCCAACCCCCAAAGUUUCUUUAUAA